AGCCCAGCGGCUUCCGCCUCGCCGGUGUCGCCGCCCGGGUCGCCUUUCGUGACCGUGAGGGGAACGGGGCCGCGCCGGGGGUGGUGGCGGUGGGGUGGGGAUCGUCGCGGCCGAGAUGGUGUCGCUGCUGCCGCGCAUCGAGCGGCUCUCGUCGCGCGUGGUGCGGGUGCUGGGCUGCAACCCGGGGCCCAUGACUCUGCAGGGCACCAACACCUACCUGGUGGGCACCGGGCACAGAAGAAUCCUUAUUGACACUGGAGAGCCAGCUGUUCCUGAAUACAUUGGCUGUUUAAAACAGGCACUGUCCGAGUUCAACAUCUCAAUUCAAGAAAUUUUAGUGACACACUGGCAUCAUGAUCAUACUGGUGGAAUACCUGAUAUCUGCAAAAACAUCCCUAGUGACUCUGAAUAUCGUAUCUGUAAGCUUCCUCGUGUCCCUGACCGUGAAGAAAUAAUAGGAGAAGGAGGACAUAAAUAUUCAUAUCUUAAAGAUGGGGAUGUGAUACAGACAGAGGGAGCCACACUCAGAGUUUUACAUACACCUGGGCACACUGAUGACCAUAUGAUUUUACAUCUAGAAGAAGAAAAUGCUAUAUUUUCUGGUGACUGUAUAUUAGGGGAAGGAACAACAAUAAUUGAAGACCUGUAUGAUUACUUGAAAACUUUGAAAAGGCUAUUAGAAAUGAAGCCAGAUUUAAUAUAUCCAGGUCAUGGCCCAGUAGUACGUGAUGCAAACACUAGAAUUCAAGGAUACAUUUCUCACCGAACUGCUCGUGAAAAGCAAAUUCUGAAUGUUUUCCAGAAGAAUGCUGGAAAAUCAUUUACAUCCUCAGAGCUCCUAAGUAUAGUAUACAAGGACAUUCCUGAAAAUUUACUGCUAGCGGCAGAAAAAAACCUCCUAGUCCACUUGAAGAAGUUGGAAAAAGAAGGAAAAGUGUUACGUGAUGCAUCUCCCAACUUCAGAUGGAGAAACAAUUUAUAACUUAUACAAGAUUGUUCAAAAACAUUCUCAAUCUGCACAGUUGCUGCAUGAAAAAACAGAAAGAUGAUUGCAGAUGACAUGUAAAAUAAAAAUUAGUUAUUCUUUCAUUAAAAAAAAUACUAACAAUUUUAAAACAAUGUUAUAGUCAGUUAAAUGAUAAUUUUCAUAUUCUACCUUAUGGGAAUUUAAAAAAUUAUAGGUACUGAGGUUAAUAAAAUAGAAUGACUGAAGAACUGAGUGUUACCUCUGUUAUAAAAUGCCAAGCUUUAUUGUUGGUCACAGAAGACAAAUAGCAAAGUCUAGUAUAUUAUAAACUUAAUAAGUCAAAGAUAUUAAAAAUCUGUAGUAAAAAGAAUAGAAAAGAUUUGACACUAAAGUUGUUUGCAUUUGCCUGUGCCUUUCAAAAAGUGUCUUUUUAAUAAUUUACCUGUAAAUUCCGAAUAGCAACCAAUUUUUGUUAACAGGUGCUGUUUUUCUUUUUUUUUUUCUCUUUUUUUUCUUUUUUAAUUUAUGUGCCUGUGAACAUUUUUGUUGGUUACUCACUGCAAUAUGUUUUAACAAAUGCUGAAAGUACUUCCAGGCUUCUGUUUUCUUGGGCAAACAUGAUUUCUGUGAAAUUCAUUCUAAAGAUUCAUUAAUAAUUUUAACUAAUUAAUGUUAAAAAAA
Molecule: messenger RNA, 1648 nt
Organism: Oxyura jamaicensis (ruddy duck)
Lineage: Eukaryota; Metazoa; Chordata; Aves; Anseriformes; Anatidae
Gene: LACTB2
Product: lactamase beta 2
Exons: 7
Coding region: 116-982 (288 amino acids)
Cellular component (GO): mitochondrial matrix
Molecular function (GO): single-stranded RNA binding; RNA endonuclease activity
Source: RefSeq, a predicted model, not a curated record